AUGGGAGCCGCGGCCAGCGGGACAAGAGCAGAACCAAGUGGUGCCGCUGACGCCGUGGAGGAGAGUCCACCUUUCAGAAACGCAGUCCUGGUGAAAACCCCCCUGCAGGGCAAGUCCCUGGCCAGCCCUCCCCUACUCGGAGCUGUGUCCAUGUCAGGGAGCACCCGCCUCGUCCUCAGGCAGUACAGUGCUCCCCCCGUGCACUUCUGCCCCGCGCUCCGGCCUCCUGGGGACCUGGCCGGUGCCCGCACGCGCCCCGUCACCACGUCACCGUCCCCAGGCGGCCCUGCCAGUGCCUCGCCCUCGCCUGCCGUGCACAGCCCUCCGGGGCCCCGCCGUCCACCCCGGGCUCGGCCCGCGGUGCCUCGUGGUUUCUCCCGCUACACGGCCGGGCCGAGCCGGGAGCGGCCUCCGUCAAACGUCACCGAGGCACGUCCGCCAGGACGCGGUCCGGCGCCGAGCUUGGCCGACAGCGCGCAGCCCUCCAUCAGAGUCCGGGGCCAGCUGUGUCGGGAGGCCUGCACAUACGCGUCCACGGGACGGCGUCAGAACGGCCCCUGGCUUUUAUGCAGGGACACCGUACUCCCGAAAGAGGGUGCAGGGCCCCGCCUGGGCUCCCAGCUCCGUCGGAGGGUCCUCCCCUGGGCGAGCCCCGCCGCGCAUGCAGGUGAACACGGGGCCCUCGGUGCGCCGCCCACGGGGACUCAGGCACAGGAAGUGGCGCCGAUCCGAGGCCCUGCGUCCCUGCGCCGCCCGCUCCUCUCGUUCAGCGGCGAGGACGCGGGGCAGCCCUGCUUCCACCCGCGGCACUCCCCGCACAGGCCGGUGGCGCCCUGCCCUCAGCUCUGGAAGCGCCCUCCCUCACUGGGCCUGGAGGAGGCCGCCCCCCCUCGGGCACGGAGCCACGACACAGCGGAUGGACAAGCCUCUUCCUGCAACACCCCACUGACUUCCUGA
This is a messenger RNA of Prionailurus viverrinus (fishing cat), 957 nucleotides long. Its product is annotated as vegetative cell wall protein gp1-like. The coding region runs from base 1 to 957 and encodes 318 amino acids. The record is from RefSeq and is a predicted model, not a curated record. NCBI's taxonomy places the organism in Eukaryota, Metazoa, Chordata, Mammalia, Carnivora, Felidae. The transcript is spliced from 3 exons.